AUGGUUACCAUCAUAGUUUGUGCUAUUCUUGUGCUUGUUGUAGCCGGCCAGCUCAAUGCCUUGUCCAAAGACUGCAUAGGUGUCGGCGGCGGUGGUGGUAGCGGUAGUUUUGACGGUGGUUCCCUAAACUUCGACUUUUAUAUCAGUAGUUGUCCGCAGGCAGAAGCCAUUAUCUUCUCCGGAGUGCAACAAGCCAUGGCGAGUGACCCCCGCAUGGCCGCCUCCCUUCUCCGCCUUCACUUCCACGACUGCUUUGUUAACGGUUGUGAUGCUUCGGUGCUUCUCGAUGACACCCCAAAUCUUGUGGGGGAGAAGACCGCCGGCCCGAACUUGAACUCGCUGAGGGGAUUCGAUGUCGUCGACGGAAUCAAGACCGAGCUAGAGAUGGCGUGUCCUGAUACUGUCUCCUGUGCUGAUGUCCUCGCCAUUGCGGCUCGAGACUCCGUCGUGCUGUCAGGAGGACCAACAUGGGUGGUGGAGGUGGGACGGAGGGACGGCGUUACUGCCAGCCUUUCGAUGGCUACCGCCAACAUCCCGGCUCCGACGUCCGACGUUGCCACCCUCGUCCACAAGUUCCAAAACCUCGGCCUCUCCACGAAGGACAUGGUCGUUCUCUCAGGUGCUCACACGAUAGGAAAGGCACGGUGCUCGUCGUUCAUAUCUCGGCUCAACGGGGGAGGCAUCGCCGACGCCGCCGCCGACCGUAUCUUCCUCCAGUCACUGCAGCAGCUCUGCGCGGGUUCCAACGGGACACUAGCCCACCUCGACUUGGCCACGCCGGCCACCUUCGACAACCAGUACUACGUUAACCUGCUGUCGGGGGAGGGGCUCCUGCCGUCGGACCAGGUGCUGGUGAACGGGGGCGGGGAGGUCGGCAGCCUCGUUCAGGCCUAUGCGAUGGACCCGGUGCUAUUCUACGAGGACUUUGCGGUCUCCAUGGUGAGGAUGGGGAGGCUGGCGCCGCCACCGGGGAGCGAGGCCGAGGUCCGCAGGUGCUGCAGGGUCGUGAAUUAG
This is a messenger RNA of Musa acuminata AAA Group (dessert banana), 1014 nucleotides long. RefSeq names its product peroxidase 40-like. Gene Ontology annotation, biological process: response to oxidative stress; hydrogen peroxide catabolic process. The record is from RefSeq and is a predicted model, not a curated record. The transcript is spliced from 4 exons. NCBI's taxonomy places the organism in Eukaryota, Viridiplantae, Streptophyta, Magnoliopsida, Zingiberales, Musaceae. The coding region runs from base 1 to 1014 and encodes 337 amino acids. Gene Ontology annotation, molecular function: heme binding; peroxidase activity.